CUCUUCUCUUCUUCACUAAAAUCCUGAGAUCCACAUUCACUUUAGCUCAACAUUAUCAAAAACAAGGAUAAGCCUUCACAACAAUUGGGUUCCACACAAAACUCUUCUUUUGCUUCUCAUUUUAAUAUUUGAAGAAAAAACAUUGGACAACAUGGAAGCACGUGCAGCGGCUAAUCAUCGUAUUGCAAGAAUCACCUCUCAUCUUCAGCCACCCAAUUUCAAGGAUGGUGGUGAUGUUCUUGUUGAGAGGGCUGAGUGCAGGGCAAAAGGAGGGGCACCGGGAUUCAAGGUGGCAAUCUUGGGGGCUGCUGGUGGAAUUGGCCAAUCCCUAUCUUUGCUGAUGAAGAUUAAUCCCUUGGUCUCAGUUCUUCAUCUCUAUGAUGUUGUUAACACCCCUGGUGUCACUGCUGAUGUUAGUCAUAUGGACACUGGUGCUGUGGUUCGCGGCUUUCUGGGGCAGCCGCAACUUGAGGGCGCACUCACUGGGAUGGACCUGGUAAUUAUACCUGCUGGUGUCCCAAGGAAACCCGGGAUGACAAGGGAUGAUUUGUUUAAGAUAAAUGCUGGAAUUGUGAAGACCCUUUGUGAAGGAAUUGCCAAGUUCUGUCCCAAUGCAAUUGUCAACUUGAUUAGCAAUCCAGUGAACUCCACUGUUGCAAUUUCUGCUGAGGUUUUCAAAAAAGCUGGUACCUAUGAUCCAAAGCGGCUGCUAGGUGUUACAACCCUGGAUGUUGUGAGGGCAAAUACUUUUGUGGCAGAGGUACUUGGAGUGGAUCCAAGAGAGGUUGAUGUUCCAGUGGUGGGAGGUCAUGCAGGAGUUACAAUACUGCCUCUUUUGUCGCAGGUUAAGCCUCCUAGUAGCUUCACUGCAGAAGAAGUUGAAUACCUGACAAAUCGCAUCCAAAAUGGUGGAACAGAAGUUGUUGAGGCAAAAGCUGGAGCUGGUUCUGCAACACUAUCAAUGGCAUAUGCAGCUGCCAAGUUUGCUGACGCAUGCCUCCGUGGCUUGAAGGGAGAAGCCGGAGUGGUGGAAUGUUCUUUUGUGCAGUCCCAGGUGACGGAACUUCCCUUCUUUGCAACCAAGGUACGUCUUGGUCGCGGUGGAGCAGAAGAGGUAUUUCAACUUGGUCCCCUGAAUGAGUAUGAAAGGAUUGGAUUGGAGAAAGCAAAGCAAGAGUUAGCAGAAAGCAUCCAGAAGGGGAUAGAUUUCAUCAGAAAAUAAGUGAUAUGAGGAAAAUCUGUUUUUGUCUUCUUCUAUAAUGACCCUAUGUACUAUUUCCCCCUUGUUCAUAGUAAAUUCUUAAGAAUAUAGUAUUCCAAAUUUUUGGUGUCAUCCAUUCCUUAAAUGUUGAUCUUAAAGGAUUUGGCAUCAAUGGAAGCAUAAUGAUCUGAAAGACAAUAUACAAAACUGGCCUUUUGUACUAUUUCCAUAUACCACUGUUUUCUUUAAUCUUUCA
Arachis ipaensis is the source of this 1457-nucleotide messenger RNA. Its product is annotated as malate dehydrogenase 2, peroxisomal. Gene Ontology annotation, molecular function: L-malate dehydrogenase (NAD+) activity. Lineage: Eukaryota; Viridiplantae; Streptophyta; Magnoliopsida; Fabales; Fabaceae. Gene Ontology annotation, cellular component: cytoplasm; chloroplast. The record is from RefSeq and is a predicted model, not a curated record. Gene Ontology annotation, biological process: malate metabolic process; tricarboxylic acid cycle.